This is a messenger RNA of Fundulus heteroclitus (mummichog), 3411 nucleotides long. RefSeq names its product mitofusin 1a (gene mfn1a). Bases 495 to 2867 code for a protein of 790 amino acids. Gene Ontology annotation, cellular component: mitochondrial outer membrane. The record is from RefSeq and is a predicted model, not a curated record. Gene Ontology annotation, molecular function: GTPase activity; GTP binding. The transcript is spliced from 18 exons. NCBI's taxonomy places the organism in Eukaryota, Metazoa, Chordata, Actinopteri, Cyprinodontiformes, Fundulidae. Gene Ontology annotation, biological process: mitochondrion localization; mitochondrial fusion.
ACGCGCUGCUUUAGUCACGGAGAGCCAGUGGGAUGUAGAUGGUUCUGUCUCCAGAACCCACCUGCUGACCUGCAGGGAUGGACGUUGGGAACCGUUUCUGUAGCUAAACCUGACGUAGCUGUUUCUCUGAUGGCACGGAGAUGUUCUGCAGCCGGUCGUCUCCAGAACCCACCGGGUUCUUCACAUCAUUUAAAGACAGGGCCGGCCGGCUGGCGUUGGGUAAAGACGGAGCAGAACUGAACACCAGCUGAGUGUGAGCCGUAGAUCAGCUCAUCGCUUCAUCACUUAGCCGUUCAUCAUUCAAGCAUCAAUUUAGGUAAAAACAAGAUUCUUUAGAACGGUUCCAUGAAGAAAAUCAGAUGAGACAUUAAAACACCAACUGAGGUCAGUUAUGGUCAGGUCUGACCUGAGAGCUUCCCUGGUCUCUUAACAUCUGCUGCCGGAUCAGAACCUCUGGGCUGGACCUUGGUUCUGUGGAACAGUCUGAAGGCACCAUGGAGGCUGAGGACCCGUCUCCUCUGCACCGCUUCGUUGUAGCGAAGCGCUCCAUCGGAUCCAUCUUCGACCAACUGCUGGAGUUUGUGAAGAACGGUUCUGCCUUUGUGGACGAGGCUGUGCACAGUGAGGAUCUGGGUCCGGUGGCUGUGGAGGAGCAGAGUCUGGAGAUGCAGAGCUGUGGAACCAAACUGUCCGCCAUCAGAGACGUUCUGCAACGCAGACACAUGAAGGUGGCCUUCUUCGGAAGGACGAGUAACGGGAAAAGCACCGUCAUCAACGCCAUGCUCAGGGACCGAGUUCUGCCCAGCGGCAUCGGACACACCACCAACUGUUUCCUGAGUGUGGAGGGAACCGACGGAGACGAGGCCUACCUGACCACCGAGGCGUCCGCCGAGAGGCGCAGCAUCUCUACGGUGAACCAGCUGGCUCACGCUCUGCACAUGGACCCGGCGCUGGACUCUGGCAGUCUGGUCCGAGUGUUCUGGCCCAAGAGUCGCUGCGCUCUUCUGAGAGAUGACCUGGUACUGAUGGACAGUCCAGGGACGGACGUCACCCUGGAGUUGGACAGCUGGAUCGAUAAGUUCUGUUUGGAUGCAGACGUGUUUGUUCUGGUGGGGAACGCCGAGUCGACGCUGAUGAACACGGAGAAACUUUUCUUCCACAAAGUCAGCGAACGGAUCUCCAAGCCGAACAUCUUCAUCCUUCACAACCGCUGGGACGCCUCGGUGACGGAGCCCGACUACAUCGACCAGGUGAGGAAGCAGCACACGGACCGCUGCGUGAGCUUCCUGUCCGAGGAGCUGCGGGUGGUUGGGCCCGGCGAGGCCGCUGGCAGAAUCUUCUUUGUCUCUGCCAAGGAGGUUCUGAGCUGCAGGACCCAGAGAGCACAGGGCAUGCCUGAGACAGGUGAGACAGGUGGCGCUCUGGCUGAAGGCUUCCAGGACCGGCUGAGGGAGUUCCAGCAGUUCGAGAGGGCGUUCGAGGAGUUCAUCUCGCGGUCGGCGGUGCGCACCAAGUUCGAGCAGCACACGGCGAGGGCCCGGCAGAUCACAGAGGCCGUCAGGGCGGUGAUGGACGCCAUCAACAUCGCGUCAGCUGACAGGAAGAUCUGCUGCCUGGAGGAGCGCGAGGAGCAGCGGGACCGGCUGGACUUUGUCCGCGGACAGAUGAGCCGUCUGAGCGACAGCGUGAGGGACCGGAUCAGAACCCUGACCCAUGACGUUGCUGCAAAGGUCUCCGCGGCGCUGUUGGACCAGAUCUACGCUCUUCCGGUUCUGGUGGAGGAGUUCAGAGCCGACUUCAACCCGACUCCAGAGAACCUGCAGCUCUACAAAGCUAAGCUGGUGCAGCACGUGGAGGAGCGGAUCGUCGGCUGUCUGGCUCAUCGCUGCUCCGUCGGCGUCCUCAGGGACAUGCAGGAGGCCCAGAGACACAUGACCGACAGCGUGCGUCCUCUGGUGUCUCUGUCUGUCCAGCAGCAGCUCUCUGCUCCGUCCUCCUCCUUCCAGAUGACCUAUGACCUCACCCUGCCGGCUCUCUGCGCAGACUUCAGGGAGAACAUCGACUUCCGCUUCUCUCUGGGAUGGACCGCCCUGGUCGCCCGCUUCCUGGGAGUCACCAGCGCCAAGCGGGCGUUGGGCGGCGGCGAGCGCGGCCUGCAGGAAGGACCCGCCUUCAGGAGCGAGGUGAUGGCUUCCAUCGCCACGGGCCUGGUCUCCGCCACCUCCAGGGCCUCCAUGGCGCUGCUGCUGAUCGGAGGCGUGGUGAGUCCCACAACCCGCAGGUACACAGGUGUGGCGUUCAGUGGGCUGGCGUGUCAUCGCCCUCUCCGUCUCUCUGUACGGUCUCCUCUACCUGUACGAGAGACUCACCUGGACGGACGCCAGCAAGGAGCGAGCCCUGAAGCAGCAGUUCAUGGACCACGCUGCCCACCGCCUCAGAGCCGUCGUCCCCGUCACCAGCUCCGCCUGCAGCCAGCAGGUGUACAAGGAGCUGACGGCGACCUUCAGCCGCCUGACGCAGAGGGUGGACCUGAGCGAGGCCGAGCUGGAGGGAAGCAUCCGGCUGCUGACCUUCAGGAUCCAGAACCUGGAGAAGAUCCAGAGGAGGUCCAAGGCCUUCAGGAACCGGGCCACGGACCUGGAGGCUCAGCUGGAGGCCUUCUCUGCUCGGUACCUGCAGGCCGACUGAAGCACGAGAGGUUCUGCGUUCUUCAGAGGGGACCCGUUUGGAUCCAUCUUCCAGAGGCCCGACCAGAACCAGAACCAGAGGUCCGACUCACUGGGACAGAACUGUUUCUGCUGAAAAGUUCUGGUGCUGGUUCUGGGCCCGGUUCUACAUCUCAGCUCGUGCUGAGGACUUCCGGCUGAACCGAUGGGUUCUGAUCAUUUUAGGAGAAAGUCAGAAUUUAUAGAGACGGGAUCACAGAGCCCGUUUCUGGACUGAUCCCCUGGUCAGGACCAGAACCUUCGGGUAAAGGUUCUGGUCCUGACCCAGGCCCUGCUCCUGUAAACGGUUCUCCAGACCUUCUGUGUUCUCUGGACUUUGGAUCCUCUUGGACCAGACAAACCCAGGUAUCAGGUCCAGAACCCGACCCAGGACCCAAAACAUCUCAGAACGGGUCAGUUUGUUGGUCCGGUCCUCAGUGUGCUGGAGAUAGCUUCCCGGACCAGAACUUCUGCAGGUUCCUGUGUAGAACAAUAAACAUGCUGAUUUUAAACCUCAUGGCUGGUUCUUUAAGCUCCGACCCGUAUGGACCCGUGUUGGCCUGACGGUGUUCUGACCCGGCAGAACCCCGUCCCUACAUGGGUCGUGCCCUAGAGCUUCCCCUCCUUAAUCUGGUUCUGUUCUGGUUCUGUUUGUGUGUCAGCGAUUGGAGAACCGGAACAUUGACGACGACACACGUCUGCACUG